ACAGGCGCUGCCACCUGAGGAGCCUGGUAGCCAAAGCAGCGGCAGGCUCAGCCCAGAUCUCGCGAUACAAAUUACGCCUCGCGAGAUUUGACUGCUUGUCCCUGAGAGGCGGGUGGGUGGUCGCUCUGGGGGUUAUGGGUGGGGUCUGGCAUCCGGCAUGGAGGCGCCUCUUUUUCUGUGGCUGGUGCUCGUUUCACCGUGGGUCUACAGCCAGGGCUGCAGAGAGGGUAGAGCCGUUUCUUAGGCCAGAGUGGAAUGGGACAAGAGGUGCCGAGAGAGGACUGAGGCUCCUGAGGACCUGGAAGCGCUGCAACCUUGGAGGCUGGGACCCGGCAGUGCAGCCGCCGUGGAGGCCUAAGAGCACGAACCCUUUUAGGCGCGCGCAGGAGGAGGAAUGGCGGCGGCGGAACAAGACGGUCCUCACUUACGUGGCCGCGGUCGCCGUGGGCAUGCUGGGGGUGUCCUACGCCGCCGUACCCCUUUAUCGGCUCUACUGCCAGACUACUGGACUUGGAGGAUCAGUAGUUGCAGGUCAUGCAUCAGACCAGAUUGAAAACAUGGUGCCUGUUAAGAAUCGAAUCAUUAAAGUUACCUUUAAUGCAGAUGUGCAUGCAAGUCUCCAGUGGAACUUCAGACCUCAGCAAACAGAAAUAUUUGUGGUUCCAGGAGAGACUGCACUGGCAUUUUACAAAGCUAAGAAUCCUACUGACAAACCAGUAAUUGGAAUUUCUACAUACAAUGUUGUUCCAUUUGAAGCCGGACAGUAUUUCAAUAAAAUACAGUGCUUCUGUUUUGAAGAACAAAGGCUUAAUCCCCAAGAAGAAGUAGAUAUGCCAGUGUUUUUCUACAUUGAUCCUGAAUUUGCUGAAGAUCCAAGAAUGAUUAAGGUUGAUGUUAUCACUCUUUCUUACACUUUUUUUGAAGCAAAAGAAGGGCACAAGUUGCCAGUUCCAGGAUAUAAUUGAAGUCAGCAACUAAGUCUUCCUUCAGAGUUGUGGUUUUUGGGAAAAUCAUGUAUCCUGCCUUCUCAGAUGAGAAAUAUUGUACAAUAAUUUGAAGCCUUAUAUUUUAAAUAGCUAUUUUCUCAACUAAUUUAUUUCACUUAAAAUUGAGAGAACAGGUUCAGCUUUUAUCAUAAGAAACCCACAUGUCUAGCUAGAAUAUAUGGCUGACCAGUCAAUCCCAUACUGAAGAGUUUGAUAGUGUUAAAAUAAGCUGCUUUGUUUUUUAAAUAUGCAGGCAUGGACUUAAUGGUUCGGCUUAAGUCUAUAGUUCCCUUCUAGAUUAUUCACUCUUCAUAAUUAUAGCAAUGAAUCUGAGAAUGUUUUCAAAAAUGUAUGCUCAGGGUUAUCUGUUUCAAGUCAUAGGCCAGAACUUCUGACCAUGUUUAUUAUUUUGUCUAAAAGAGUUGGUUGCUAUUUUGAACAGUCAGUAUUUUAAAAGCUCAAAGUAGAAGAGGAGUCACUAAGCCCUAACAGCUUGUCCAAAGAUUUAAAUUCUUAUUUCAAAUUUGACUUUUUGUCCUAUAAGAUCUAGGGCUAUUUUAUAUUCAGAGUUCUGAAUAAUUACUUUGAAAUUGUCCUAUCAUGAAAUUGAAAUAAAAUAAGUAUAUUUACUAGGCUGAUAGCUUUUACCAUCAUCUUUACAAAUCCAUGAAUGUUAAAAUGUACAGGUGGGAUUGUGAUUUACUGACAUCAAAAGUUCUUCUGGGAACAAACUUUGUAAAAAAAAAAAAAAGAUGUAUUAAAUUAUUUUAAUAGUGAUUUAUUUUUCAUCAAAUGUAAAACUUAUUCUGAAUAUUUUCCAGUUGUCUGUGUUCCAAAUAGAAAUGUUAAGUUAUAGUAAAAAGAGAGAAAAUACUAUUUAGCAUUACAAAGAAUCAAAAAGGCCACCCAAUGCAGAGUCUAGUGACCUGUUCAGGACACCUAAAAUAUAAUUAAAUGACAAUCAUCAAGGCUUUAACAAUUUAUAAUUCUAAACCAGAGGAUUAUUUAUAAAGAAGUGCAAAUUGACUUUUACAUUCAACUUUAGUUAAAUGAAGGCACUCAGUAUUUAUUCUUCCAGAAUAAUACAUUCAGUUUCUCUCAUUUUAUUCUUUCAUCUAUUCAGAAUUAUUUUAUAGUAAGAUAAUCUCUUAUACACAGCUGUGUGAUGAUUUGUAAAUGUAGGAAGGCCUGUGAAACAUAUGACACUGCAGUUAAAUUGGUUGGCCUAAGGACUAAGUAAUUAUUUUUCUGCUAAAGUUUUAAGUUGAGUAUUUGUUCCAAACAAGUUCUGUUGAAAUCUCACGCUGUUGUCAGGAAUCACUGUUAUCCUGGAACUGUUAUUCUUCUGUUUAAUCUUCAUAAUAGCAGAAAUGUUCCACCGUAGCUUUGACAUGUUGGUAGGUAGGUAUUGUCUUCCAGGCCUCAAAGCUGCACAGAGAGUUGGCACCUUUGAUGUGGCUAGUGAGGUGAUCAUCCUCUUUCUUCUAGAAUAGAGAAGAAAAUGGCCAGUA
Sapajus apella (tufted capuchin) is the source of this 2497-nucleotide messenger RNA. Its product is annotated as cytochrome c oxidase assembly protein COX11, mitochondrial. The transcript is spliced from 4 exons. Gene Ontology annotation, molecular function: copper ion binding. The coding region runs from base 135 to 965 and encodes 276 amino acids. Gene Ontology annotation, cellular component: mitochondrial inner membrane. Lineage: Eukaryota; Metazoa; Chordata; Mammalia; Primates; Cebidae. The record is from RefSeq and is a predicted model, not a curated record.